UGCUCACGAAGAAGACGGAGGCGGAAGUGUUAGUGGAAAACAUGGCAGCGCCCGUUGUGGUCACACUUAGGGCAAAUCCAGAUCUCCCACAAAAACGUCCUCGGUGUCAUCAUUGACUUUUUGGACUCAAUGUCGUUUUAUGAACCGAAGCAGCAGCUGGUGUGAGCAUGUGGCCGAACAGCAGAAGAACAGGAGCGGCCCUGAAGAUCCUCCAUCUCUGCUGUGCACCCACCGGGUUGAGAGGAGGAGUUGAGGGGAGGCAGCGGAGGGUCUACAGAUGUAUGUCAACAUCAGGACCACCGUGGAAACUCCUGUUCUUUGGUUCUGAUCAUUUUGCUUUGGAGUCUCUGAAACUCCUCACAGCCAGCAGGAGCUCAAGUGAAAAUAUAGUGGAGUCCCUUGAGGUUGUCACUCUGUCUGCUGAUGUCCCAGUGACAAGGUUUGCUCAACAGAACCACCUCAAGGUCCACAGGUGGCCCCCGGAGAAUGUGGACGGACGGUUUGAUGUUGGGGUGGUGGUGUCUUUCGGCUGUUUACUCCACGAGAAGCUCAUCGACAAGUUUCCACAUGGGAUUCUGAACGUUCACCCCAGCCUAUUGCCGAGGUGGCGAGGUCCAGCACCCGUCUUCCACACCAUUUUGCAUGGCGACACUGUGACUGGAGUCACCGUAAUGCAGAUCCACCCUCACAGGUUUGAUGUGGGACCCAUUCUCAACCAGGAGCUCCAUCAGGUCCCUGAAAACUGCACUGCUGAGGAGCUUGGAGCUGCCCUAGCUGAAAAGGGAGCCCAUCUGCUCAUUGAUACGUUGAUGACACUCUCUGAGAGAAUGGCACAUAAAACGAAGCAAAGCAAGACAGGUUCAACUUUUGCCCCAAAAGUCAGUGGCUCUAUGAGCUGGAUGGUGUGGGAGGAACAGACAUGUGACCAAAUUGACCGUCUGUAUCGUGCAAUCGGAUCACGAAUUCCAUUGAGGACCAUGUGGAUGGGCAGGACAAUAAAACUUCUUGAAUUUGUAGGAAAAUGUCACAUUUCAUUAUCAGAUCAAAAAAGGAAACCAGUUCCAGGCUCAGUGACGUAUCAGAGGGAGUCCAAUACUUUAGCUGUCUGCUGUAAGGACGGCUGGGUGGGUUUUAAGGCAGUGCUCCUGAAAAAAAGACUGACAGCAGCUGACUUCUACAAUGGCUACCUGCAUCAGACUGUGCAGCAGAAGACACUGUGUCCGACAGCUCAAGGACUGUUUCUUAGUAGAAAAGGUGGAACUGCAGCACAGCGGAUGAAAGAAAACUCAGUGUUGUGAUGUUUAUUCUAGGACGUGAACACUGAAGACGGGACAUCACCCAAUGGAAUCUACUGUUGUGAAGUUGUUAAUCUUGUCUGUUUUAAGACAUCUGCAUCUACAGUAUGUUUACUGUAUUAAUGAACUCUAUACUUGCAAUGCAUGAAUAUGCUGUUGACUGACAGAUGCAAGGAACAAUCAUGAAAACUGUUGUUGUUUUUUCUCUCCAUUAAUUGAAGUACACUUUUUCUAUAGGUUGCAGGUUCUUAUUAUUGAGUUACGUUUGAUUCUCUAGUCUUGAUUUUAAUGUUAAUGUAAGCAAUGUUAGUAAAAGUUAAACAUGGUAACAUACUGUA
Molecule: messenger RNA, 1633 nt
Organism: Platichthys flesus (European flounder)
Lineage: Eukaryota; Metazoa; Chordata; Actinopteri; Pleuronectiformes; Pleuronectidae
Gene: mtfmt
Product: mitochondrial methionyl-tRNA formyltransferase
Exons: 9
Coding region: 168-1298 (376 amino acids)
Biological process (GO): biosynthetic process; conversion of methionyl-tRNA to N-formyl-methionyl-tRNA
Cellular component (GO): mitochondrion
Molecular function (GO): methionyl-tRNA formyltransferase activity
Source: RefSeq, a predicted model, not a curated record